AUGCCGGUACGCCGUCCAACAGCGUAUGUGUCCGAUAAGAAUUCUAAUGAUGAGAAAGAAGAUGACGAGGACAAGGACGGCGAACGAAAGACAUCUCCAUUAGAUGUCCCUAAAAAACCAGCUACCCCAGACCAGCGACUUCUCGAGCUCUCAAUGAAGUACCGACAACAGAAUUGCUCUCCAGACAGAGCAACACUAACAUCGGGUACCAAAGCUACAUGCGGAUGA
Messenger RNA from Strongylus vulgaris, 228 nucleotides. Lineage: Eukaryota; Metazoa; Nematoda; Chromadorea; Rhabditida; Strongylidae. The record is from the annotation of a GenBank genome assembly.